AACCGUAAAUCUCGAUCACCAUUUAUCAUCUUAUGUCCAUUCUCUCAUGCUAUCAUUAUAUUUUUCUCUCUUCUGUUUUUUUUUUUUUUUUAACUUUAUGGUUCAAUUUACCAUUACAUUAAGAAAAUGAAAGAGGGAUGCACAAAAAUAAUUUCAAGUUAAAUCUUAUAUGUUCCAAUCUAUUGAAUAAAAUCUCAAUCAUUAACCAAUAAUAAAUUGGUCCAUGUGAGAUUUUGAUCUCCUUAAACAUGUGGUUGGCGGUUCGAUUCCUAACUCAUGCGUUCCGAGAAAAUUUGGUUGGGCCACCUUGCGGCACCUUGUGUGGCCACAAGUUCCCCGGUAUAGUAUGAAUCUAACUGUGAAAAUUUGGGUGGAACGUACUGGACACUGGACACUGGACACCCACAUCCCCCCAUGUCAUGUGUGGAAAUGAAAACUUUUUAUGAAACCAAACCAAUAAUUAAAGGUGGAGGUGGGAACUUAGUUAGAGUAAAAGCAACGCUUUAAACUCAUCCCAUGGCCUUAUCUUCUUCUACUUCAUUCCUUUCACUUCUCAACACCACUGAUUAUUCUUCUUCACCACUUCUCAAACCACCACUACUCCAUUUCCAUUCUUCUUCUUCUCCUCACUUCCCAACCAGACCACCCUUAAUCCACCACAAUCACAACCAAGUUGCUACUAUCUCUCAUAAAUGGAGAACAAAUGUUUCAUUUUUUCCUGCUUUUUUAAAGAAAGGCAAAGAUGCAAAUACCAUCAAAGAAGAACUUCUCGAAGCCAUUGAACCUCUUGAUAGAGGAGCUGAUGCCACUCCUGAAGACCAACAAAGGGUUGAUCAGAUUGCACGCAAACUUGAAGCAGUUAAUCCAACAAAGGAGCCACUCAAAUCUAGUUUACUGGACGGAAAAUGGGAGCUUAUAUACACUACCUCUCAGUCUAUUUUGCAAACUCAGAGGCCAAAGUUUUUGAGAUCAGUUACAAAUUAUCAAGCAAUCAAUGCCGAUACUCUCAGGGCCCAAAACAUGGAAUCUAGGCCAUUCUUCAACCAGGUGACAGCAGAUUUAACACCUCUUAAUGCAAGAAAAGUGGCUGUGAAAUUCGACACCUUCAAAAUUGCAGGCUUCAUACCUGUUAAGGCUCCUGAUACAGCUCGCGGUUCACUGGAAAUAACAUAUUUGGAUGAAGAACUGAGGGUAUCAAGAGGUGACAAAGGAAACUUGUUCAUCUUGAAAAUGGUGGAUCCAUCUUACCGGGUUCCUGCAUGAUAUGUUGUCACUAUAUACUAUAUAUAGAUAGCGCCUUAUUGCCAUCGUGUUUUCUUCUUUCUGAAGUUGGAACUUAUACUAGCAAGCCAAUGUGUAACCACUAUUCAAGGCAAGCUAACUUGAAGCAUUUUGGAACUGUGCUUUCUGUACAAAGUUUCUAGGUAAAUUGAAAUAGUGUGAAUCAAUAUAAUAAUGUAAUGCAUCUUUCUUUUCCUUGAAUGUGGAAAACUGAUUUAAAAGUUGUUCGAAAGUCUUUACGUAUUGAUAUGAAUAUAUUAUCAGCUAAAGCUUUGUUCUGAAGGCAUGGAAUGAUUGAGAAACAUUUAUCUAUCUUAGACACUUGUUAAUAUA
Molecule: messenger RNA, 1614 nt
Organism: Trifolium pratense (red clover)
Lineage: Eukaryota; Viridiplantae; Streptophyta; Magnoliopsida; Fabales; Fabaceae
Product: probable plastid-lipid-associated protein 4, chloroplastic
Exons: 6
Coding region: 517-1263 (248 amino acids)
Source: RefSeq, a predicted model, not a curated record